Hevea brasiliensis (rubber tree) is the source of this 2622-nucleotide messenger RNA. RefSeq lists its product as uncharacterized. Bases 277 to 2556 code for a protein of 759 amino acids. Lineage: Eukaryota; Viridiplantae; Streptophyta; Magnoliopsida; Malpighiales; Euphorbiaceae. The record is from RefSeq and is a predicted model, not a curated record. Gene Ontology annotation, molecular function: nucleic acid binding. The transcript is spliced from 8 exons.
UAAAUUUCUGAUCUAAGAAAAGAAUAUCCUUUAUCUUACGCGGUGCAACUCAGAGCCACCGAUCUACGUGGCCGCAUGGUGCCUCGGCGGUGCGUAAAGUUACGUAGUCCCUUAGCCUACGGAUCUUGGUCCGUACACGGUACACCUCACGCAUUUGGACCCACCCACCAUCCAACGGGUCAGAUCUUCCCGUAACUGUGGAAACCCAAAGGAAGCUUGUUGAAUUAUCAUCUCGUCUCUGUAGCAUCGCACGACAAGUUCUGGUCGAUCGUAGCCAUGGCUGGAGGAGGUAGGAGAAGACCGAACGGCAACAGAAACAGCAGAAACGACAACAGCAAUAGCAGCAAAAACAAGGGCAUAAGGAGAUCGAACGCAGUGUCUUCGUCAUCAUCUUCUGCUCGAAUCAGAAACUCUCUAUUUGUGGAGGGUGGGGUAUUGCCUGAUUGGCAUGUCAGCUCUUCCUUCCCAGGAAGGAACCCCAAUUCUAAUUCUAUUUCUGGUUCAAGACUAAUGGCACCAUCUGCUUCUAGAAAUGGACCUCGCAAGUCUAAUGAGAAUGCGUUUGGCUAUAACUACCCUUCUGUUGAGCUUCAGGAGGGUUUGCACAAAGAAUUAUCUGUUGAGGAUAAUGACAGAGAUAAUGAUUUAGAUGCAUCACAACCCAUUGCUUUGGUUGAUUUCAAGGAGACCCAGAUAGUUGCUUACUUAGAUGAAACGCCACCUUUGAAGGCCCAUAAUAUUGAUUUCGCUUGUGAUUACAAUUCAAGUUUUGUGCUUGGUCAUAGCUUGCAUAGAGGAUUGGGGUUCUCUGAUGAAUCUGACACAACCCCAGGUGCUAUUGGUUCAUCAUCAAAGCAAAUGGAAGAAGAAAGGCCAGAAGGAUCAUGUUUUGGUUCUCCAUCCUCUGAGAAAGAAAUGGAUGCUUAUGAGUCUAUUAAUUGUGAGGUAGGUGAACAAAUAAUUGAAGAAGUGUCAAAUGAGGGAUUCUCUCCAAAGAAAAAUUCAGGAUGUUUGUCAAUUGGAGGCAUGAAAUUAUUCACCCAAGAUAUAUCUGAUGGGCAAAGUGAUGGAGAGUCACAAGAUGAUGAAGUUUCUGAAUCUACUGAGCUAGGGGAACAAACUGAACUGUCUGAUAGUGAUAUCUCUGAGAAUAUGUCUGAUAGUGAUUCAAACAUUGAUGAAGAGGUUGCGGAAGACUACUUAGAGGGAAUUGGUGGGAGUGACAACAUUUUAGAUGCCAAAUGGUUGGUAGAAGACCAUUUGGAUGACUCAGACGAGGAUAGCACUUCAACUAGUGGUUCCUUUGAUGAGACUCUAGAGAAGUUGGGUGGCAUUGCACUCCAGGAUGAAUCUAGGGAAUAUGGUAUGAAGAAGUCUCGAUCAAGAAAAAAGUAUAAUGUUGGCGCUAGAGAUUCUUGGCCAUCAGCUUUGGAUGACCUUAUGCUCAUAAAGGAUCCAAGAACUGUUUCUGCCAAAAAGAAGCUUGCUUUUCGGUUGCCUCAGUCUUGGCCUUUAAAGGCACAAAACAGUAAAAAUUCCAGAAAUUUUCCAGGUGCGAAAAAGAAACACCGAAAGGAGAUGAUUGCUGCCAAACGUCGUGAAAGAAUGCUGCAAAGGGGAGUUGACCUUGAGAAAAUAAAUAUGAAACUGGAACAGAUUGUUUUGGAACAGGUGGACAUGUUUGCUUUUCAACCUAUGCACUCCCGAGAUUGUUCCCAGGUAAAACGAUUGGCAGCAAUUUACAGUUUACGCAGUGGCUGCCAAGGUUCGGGUAAGAAAAGAUUUGUAACAGUGACAAGAACUCCGCACACAAGCAUGCCAUCACCAAGUGAUAAACUCCGUCUAGAGAAGCUGAUAGGAGCUGGAAAUGAGGAUGCUGAUUUCACUGUUAAUGAAUGCUCAAGAGCAAAAUCAGCAACUGCAGACAGAAAUAGGAUGAAGCAGAGGCCACUGGACGUUCAAGCUUGGAGCAAAUCAUCAAAGAACCCAGUCAACAGUGAGAAUGUCGGUGCAUCCAAGAGAAGGGGAGGGAGUUGUUUAUACGCCAAUCAACCAGUGUCAUUUGUAUCAAGUGGCACAAUGCCUGAAACAGUUGAUGAUAGUAUGACAAUAGAGACUGAAAAUUCUGAAAAUAAGGUUACAAUCAGCUCAGCAAAGGUUGGUGCAUUUGAGGUACACACUAAGGGUUUUGGAUCCAAGAUGAUGGCAAAAAUGGGAUUUUUAGAAGGUGGAGGUCUGGGAAAGGCUGGUCAAGGUAUGGCAGAGCCUAUUGAAGUGAUCCAAAGGCCCAAAUCACUAGGUUUGGGUGCCAACUUCCCCAACACUACUGAUGACUCUUUGGAGAAUAAACCUCAAAGAACUGCAAGGUUUGAAAACCAUGCUAAACAUAAAAGCUUGGGAACUUUUGAAAAACAUACCAAAGGUUUUGGCUCUAAGAUGAUGGCAAGGAUGGGCUUUGUUGAAGGCACUGGUUUGGGCAAAAAUUCUCAAGGCAUUGUCAACCCUUUAGUUGCUGUUAGACUCCCCAAAUCAAGAGGAUUAGGUGCCACAGGUUAGAAAUUAUCCUUCUUUUUCCCCUGAAGAAGAAAGGGAAAACGACAUUUUAUAAGAUAUUUACCAAUU